AUGCUGCGCCCGCUGCUGCUCGCCGCGCUCUGCCUGGCCGGCCGCCCCGCGCCCGCCCGCGCCUGCCAGCUGCCCUCCGACUGGAGGCCCCUGAGCGAGGGCUGCCGCGCGGAGCUGGCCGAGACCAUCGUGUACGCCAAGGUGCUGGCGCUGCACCCCGAGGAGCCCGGCCUCUACAACUACCUGCCCUGGCAGUACCACGCCGGCCAGGGGGGGCUCUUCUACUCGGCCGAGGUCGAGAUGCUGUGCGACCAGGCGUGGGGCAGCAUGCUGGAGGUGCCCGCCGGCUCCAGGCUCAACCUCACCGGCCUGGGCUACUUCUCCUGCCACUCCCACACCGUGGUCCAGGACUACUCCUAUUUCUUCUUCCUCAGGAUGGAUGAAAAUUAUAACCUCUUGCCUCAUGGAGUCAAUUUCCAAGAUGCCAUCUUUCCAGAUACACAGGAAAACAGGAGGAUGUUUUCCAGCCUUUUCCAGUUCUCUAACUGUUCCCAAGGGCAGCAGCUGGUGGCUUUCUCCAGUGACUGGGAGAUCCAGGAAGACAACAGGCUCAUGUGCUCCUCGGUGCAGAAGGCGCUGUUUGAAGAGGAAGACCAUGUCAAGAAGCUGCAGCAGAAGGUGGCCACGCUGGAGAAGCGGAACAGGCAGCUCCGCGAGCGGGUGAAGAAGGUCAAGAGGUCUUUGCGGCAGGCGAGGAAGAACGGCCGCCACCUGGAGCUGGUGAACCAGAAACUCAGCGAGAAGCUGGCGGCAGUGGCGGGCACGCUGCCGCACAUCAACGCCCUGGGGCGGGAGCCCGCGCGCGCCCCCUACCUGCGGGGAUAGCGGGGCGCAGAGCGCUGUGGGGGCCCUGCCUUUCUCGGUGGGAAUUAGGGAUGACGCGGCUUUUCUACGUGCACCUAUUUCAAACCUUGUAGGAGAUGUUCUGUUAUGCAUUCGGUAGAGUCUAACUGGAUAAAGCGUCCAUUCUUGCUUUCCCCUGGGGUGCUGGCCCUAACAUGAGAUCCCAUGUGCUGGCGUGACCCCAAAUACGGUGUCUGAAGUCCAGAGGCAGCAGGAUCCCCGGGGGCUGUGUGCUUCCCCAGAAUCUGACCUCAGCUUCUUGGGUGGAGGCAGUCUGGAAAGUGCCCGGGGUGGGGAGAAAACAUUUUAAAAUCUCAGUGUAGAAAGCAUCAAGUGGGUUCAGUCUUUAUUUCAGAAGAGAGUCAGCUUCUAGGUCCAGGACAAGCAUGAGUCCCAAGGAGGGAUCUAAAGCAAGUCCUGGAAGCUUCUGGUGCCCCCUUGUCCCGAUCUAUGGAAGUAGGAUGCCUAAUUGCAAAUGUGCAGGGCAUCCCUGCUCCGGGCAGCAUUCUACUGGCAGCUGAGGCAGCUUAUUAGUUAAUGAGCUCAUCACAGGUCAGGGAAUUGAGUCCAGAGUGGGGUAGCAGGCGAUUAAACAAGAUGAACUAUACCUGAUACCCAACACCAAGCUCCGCGGGAUUGACGAUAAUACCAACAGAUUACUUGACUCCAGAGGGCAAUUGCCUUUAUGGGCCCACCAUGUUCCAUCAGCCUGCACUCCCAAAUUGGAAUUUGGCUUGGCCACUGAAUUUCCAACCUCUUGUUUGCUCAGUAAUUGCUUCUAAUGUCUCUGAGUUUCAAGUGAGCUGCCCCAAUACACUGUGAACUGUUCUGCAAAGACACCCCUUCACCUAUUGAGAUCGGGCAACCUUACCUCAUUCCCAAACAGGCUCUCAAAGGGCUUUCUGCAGGCAUUCCAACUUCUGCUUCUUUCUGAAAAUUUACCCUCCCCCCCCCCCCCCCCCCCCCAACAACAACAACA
Marmota flaviventris (yellow-bellied marmot) is the source of this 1822-nucleotide messenger RNA. RefSeq names its product coiled-coil domain containing 3 (gene Ccdc3). Gene Ontology annotation, biological process: negative regulation of gene expression. NCBI's taxonomy places the organism in Eukaryota, Metazoa, Chordata, Mammalia, Rodentia, Sciuridae. Gene Ontology annotation, cellular component: extracellular region. The record is from RefSeq and is a predicted model, not a curated record.